AACGCCCUGAAUCAAUGAGAGCCUCGUGCCUGGCGUAUGGAAAUGACCGUAAGAGCUGUUUGGGACCUCCUUAAUGAUUUUGCGCACUGGGGAAACGCGGCCGGUGGCACUUAUUAAAGGCGCGCGCCAGCAGGAAGAAGCAGAUGCAUAAACACUUGAGGGCAUCUCUCCUCUCGACAGCAACAGACCCCUCCUAUUCCUCACGUCCAAUUAGUUAUUACGGCCCGGCCCUUUAAGACGCAGCAGCGGGUCACACGGGGGUGUAGUGUUUCUUGAACUUCGCCCAAUCAACAAAAAGUCGUUAGCAGUCGCUUUGUUGUCUUAGCCUUUCAGUAAGUUUUCUCUCCUGCAGUCUCUCACUCUGAAGAUCCACAUGGAGUUUGUCAAAGGAGCUGGGGCUCUCUGAGGGAAUGCAGUUCGGCUGCAGCGGGGUUAUUUUGGAGGAAGGCUCUCAGGCAAGUUAAGUUACUGCAAUCGGACUUCAGUGUCAAGAAACAGAGGAGGUCAGCAGGAACGCAACCAGCUCAGGGAGCAACCGUGGACGCUCCAAUCUGUGAUUUGAAUGAAAUAAGCAGCCUUUCCUGGAAGCUGCGAUCAUUUGGGACUGAAUGACCUCCAGCAAAGACAUGAAGGCAGGGUCCGCGCUGCAGUCCAGCGGCGACGAGAGGAGACGGGCUCCUCUGGACCAGCUGCCGCCGCCAGCCAACUCCAACAAGCCUCUGACGCCGUUCAGCAUCGAGGAUAUUCUGAACAAACCUUCAGUGAAGAAGUCCGUCGCCAGCAUCUGCCCACCGAGAGUCCUGGAGAAAGUGACGGGCUCUAACUCGGGAAGAAACGGGAUAAGCACUCCGUCGUCGCCGCUGUGCGCCCUGGAAGAGCUGGCCAGCAAAACGUUCAAAGGUUUGGAAGUCAGCGUGAUCCAAGCCGCAGAAGGUCGUGAGCAUCUAAGCGCCUUCGGACAAAGACAGACGUCAAAAAAGAGGAGAAAGUCGCGGACGGCCUUCACCAACCACCAGAUUUACGAGCUGGAGAAGCGCUUUCUGUAUCAGAAGUACCUCUCUCCAGCGGACCGAGACCAAAUCGCACAGCAGCUGGGACUGUCCAACGCGCAGGUCAUCACCUGGUUUCAGAACCGCAGGGCCAAACUCAAGAGAGACUUGGAGGAGAUGAAGGCGGAUGUGGAGUCACUUAAGAAAAUCACCCCACAGACACUGCAGAAGCUCGUCAUGGACAACAUUGAAGAUCCGCAGAGUGGGGGUCCAGAGCCCAGAUCCCCCAGCGUCUCCCCGGUCUCUCAAGGACACCGAGCCUUCCCACAGUCACCGUCCUCUUCACGAGACCACACCACGGAUGAGUUCUCGGAGGAUGAGGAGGAGAUCGAGGUGGACGAUUAACAGCCAGGAGGGCCUGCGGGAGGCCUGCAGAGAGCAAAACAUUUAUGAGAGGACAUUUUUCUUGCUACAUUUUUGCACGGAUAUUGAUUAAAAAUGAGAAUAUAAACACAUAGCCUAUAAACAUUUUUGAAGUUGCUUUAUUUUUCCCUUUCCGUUUUAAAUUAUGAAUCGGACUUCUUCUUUUGUGUUUAAAUUUCGCCGGAAUGUUUGCGAUCAUCUGAGUUUGCGGUGGACUGGAGAGAACCGGCAGGACUGUAAACAUUUAGAUGUUUUCAUCACGAUGGAACGGAAACAAAACAAAGCUCUGUUUUAUUUCUUGUGUCGUAUUUCCCCUAAAUGUCUGCUAGACCCCCCUCCCUUUAAUGUUUGCGUGAUCAGAGCGCAGCUCAGUGCGCACUGGAUUUUUGUCCGCGCGCACAGACUGCGCUACCUUUGCUCUGACUUCUGAAUGGAUCAAGCGUCUUAUGCGAUAAUUUUAUUGUAACGUUCUAUUUAAUCAACAUUUAUGUAAAUAAAGGUUCUAUAAUAUUUCAAGAAGUAA
This is a messenger RNA of Oryzias melastigma (Indian medaka), 1935 nucleotides long. It is a transcript of the gene lbx2, whose product is annotated as ladybird homeobox 2. The transcript is spliced from 2 exons. Gene Ontology annotation, molecular function: DNA-binding transcription factor activity, RNA polymerase II-specific; DNA binding. Bases 609 to 1394 code for a protein of 261 amino acids. NCBI's taxonomy places the organism in Eukaryota, Metazoa, Chordata, Actinopteri, Beloniformes, Adrianichthyidae. The record is from RefSeq and is a predicted model, not a curated record. Gene Ontology annotation, biological process: regulation of DNA-templated transcription.